Clunio marinus is the source of this 210-nucleotide messenger RNA. The record is from the annotation of a GenBank genome assembly. Lineage: Eukaryota; Metazoa; Arthropoda; Insecta; Diptera; Chironomidae.
AUGAUACGGGAUGAACAAGUUACAUGGGACGAAGAGAAGAAUUGUCUUAACAAACUUAUUAAUUCUCUACAUGGAACGGUUCAUGAAUUACGCAGGGUGUUAGAAAAGCCACAAUCUACAUCAACUCAUCAGUGUUCCUGUUCAUUAAAUUCUUAUGAUGACGAUCUCAUAGCUUUGGAAAUAGGAUACGAUUAUCCUCAAUCUCAUUAA